GUUAGCUAAUGUAACAUACAGUGGUAUCUGUUACUUGUAUUCCAGAUUACUUGUUUGUCAGCUAUUGACUCCAAAUGAGUCUAGACGCACUAUUUCAACAAAUCCUUCUAACUGAACAUCAACUGACUGAACAGACACAGAAAUUCAAAGACGUCAAAGUAGCCAUCAUCAGAUGCAAUGAGAAAAUCAAGAACGGCACAGAAAAGUAUGAAAAGGCCAGUGAGGAACUUGAUGAAAAGGCGCAGCAGUCGUCUGUGAUGAGGCUGCAGCACGACCUGAUCAAGAAAUGUGAAGACCAGAUGUUGAAGAAAAUUGAGGAGCUGCUCUGCCAGAAGAGACAUCUCUGGGAACGUCUAUCCAAGGUAAAGAGGGAGUCUAAAGAAGAAGAGGAAAUCUUCCUUCAAGAGAUCUCAAGGUUCAACAGUGACUUCAGUCUUCGAGGGAACAGAGAAACAGUGUUCGAGAGCCAAACACACACUGAGAUCCUGGACCUGGAGAGGGAGGUGGAAUCAUUAUACAAAGACAUGGAGCUGAUGAGCAGCAGUAACAGGCACAUGAGCUCCAUGCAGGAGCAGAAGAGAGCGCUCCAGCUUGAACUACAGGGUCUGGAUAACAGCCGGAGAGACCUGGAUCGGCAGUUGAGUGUGGCUGAAGCAAUGACAGCGUCUCUGAGAGCGGAGAGCCUGUUUGUCAGUCAGAAACCUCUCACUGACAGCACCUGUCUAAGAUUGAGGAAGGAGCUGGAGAUGCAUAAAAAGGCAGCGCUUGAGCUUCGGCAGGAGGAGCUCAGCUCAGAAAUACGGCUCCUGCAGUCAAUGCUGGACAGCAGCCAAGGGAGUGAGCAGCAUUAGGUUUGGCACAAUGAUGAUACAGGAAGGUUACACUGGUUCACUGAUUGUCUCGGCUGUUAAAAACAAAAACAAACGCGCUAAUGAAUAAGAAAAAAUGAGAGAAAAGAAGGAACAAAAGAGAAAGAUUCUAAACUGAAUGUGCUGUAAUAAAAUUAAUCUAAAUGUAGGUUCCAUCUUCAUGUUAGGAUUGUUUCUUCUUUAGUUUUUAGUUUGAGAAGUUACAUGAAAACAGCAGAUUCAAUUGUGAGUAACCUCAGAGCUGAAACUAAAUGUUUUUCUAUGAAAUAUUUGUCAUUUCUUUUCUACUCCAAAAUACACUGUUCAAUUUAUUUAUUUUAACAACUAAACACACAUAUACAUAGUGAACAGAAUAAUGUGUGUGUGUGUGUGUGUGUGUCUGGUAGAAUAUAAAGGAAGUAUUCUUAAAAGUGAUUGUAUACUGCCCUCUAGUGUACGAAGACUAACACUGCAAUAACAGGGGUUGUUGAGUUACAUACUGAAAUAUCAUUGAACAGCAUGUAAACAUGGGUACAAUUAUUUUAUUAUUGCAUGAUAGUUGAAGGCUAAUAACACUUUAAUUUCUGGUUAAUUUUAACUCAAGCACUGACAUUGGAUUUUGUACUUUUAAUUUAAAUAAAACAAACAAUGAAAUAAAAGCACCGGGUCACUAAUUUUCACUGUUGAAGCUGGGCUGCAUGAGCAAUAUGGCUAAAAAUAUUAUCACAAUAUUUUUUCAUAUUGAUUGAUGUAUAUCACUAUAUGUAGAUUUAACACUGGUAAUGAGGAAGGAAACACAUUCAGCAUGCCUUUUAACUUGAGCUCUUAUCAUAUCAGAUAUAAUGAAAAAGCAGACAAGAGGGACUGCUGCUGGAGUCUGAACUAACGUUACCACAACAAGCUUAUUGUUUGGCUUGUUGCGUUUCCCGCCUUUCUCACCACUUGCCAACUGCACGUUAUGCAACGGAUAUCGUUCUGCUGUUUAUCCGGCUUUAAAAAUCCUGUUUUUGGUAAUAAUGAACUGGUGUCUCUGCGCAGGUUAGUCGAGUUCCUCCACACCAAACUGGGAAAAAGCUUUUUUUUUAAUCAUGUUUAAACAGGAAAGGGCCUCCAGUUGGAAACCCCACUAAAAUAUUGCUGUUGUGUGCUGCAGCAUCAAGAUUUCCCUUCACUGGCACCAAAGGUCAAAUGAUGAAAAACGGCUCCAACAGUAGUGUGUGAAGGAUUGUGAGGGAUGAUCCAGAUACUAAAAAGAUGUAGAUGAAUAUGGACAAGUGAAGGCCUCAGCACACAUGAAAACAGAACAUUAUGUCUGUUGCCACCUUGUGGGCGAUGUGUGACAUUACAGUUUAUCACUGUUAAUCCCUCAGUCCAGAGAGAGUUAUUUCCGUAAUUGAUGAUUAGACGGUCUGUCGGCCUACACCAGAGGGUCACUGUGCGGGUCAUUUUCUCUCUGAUUAGAGUGAUUCCUAAUAGAAUGAGUGGAAUGUCAAUGGCUAUCUAAUGAGAUACUGCAUUCUCAUUUUGACUUUUUAACCUUGACCUCCGUGAGCUGUGUCUGGAUGUGUUAGCGAAAAAAACCUGAAAGCAGACCGGACAGCAGAACAGAGCAGUCCAUUUGGCGGAGUGGUUAACCUCGUUUAAUCUGCUGCUUGAAUCCAGAUCUUGCCAUCAAGAUCAUUUUACUAAUAGUCACUCACAUAAAUAGUGAGUGACUGCUGGUAAAAUGGAGUCAGACGUAAAGCAGCGAAGACGGCAGUCAGACACUUGCAGGUGUAUCCAUCCUUUUGACCUAGAAUGGAUUUAUAGCCAACAAUCGAUGGAAGACAUUGCUUGUUA
Messenger RNA from Seriola aureovittata, 2687 nucleotides. RefSeq names its product coiled-coil domain containing 172 (gene ccdc172). Gene Ontology annotation, cellular component: cytoplasm. The record is from RefSeq and is a predicted model, not a curated record. Bases 75 to 851 code for a protein of 258 amino acids. The transcript is spliced from 8 exons. Lineage: Eukaryota; Metazoa; Chordata; Actinopteri; Carangiformes; Carangidae.